GAAUUUCCCUGUACUUUCUUAACUUGACUGGUCUUGAUCUUAUUGAACCCAGACAGACUAUAUAUAUGCUUCUAUCCAUUUCAUAAGCUUCUCAUUUACAAAUCUCUUAAAAAAAAAUUAGGCAACUGAUGCAAGAAAAAUCCAUGUCAACAAUCACGUCGUCCACCGAUCUUUGGAGCUCGAGAAGUCGUGUACUUGUAAUUCCUCAGAGAGUUCAUCGGAAUUUGUUUUCUAUAACGGCAAUAAAACCUCAGCAGGGAUUCACAGCCAAUCCUUCGUUGUUGUCUCUCUCAAUAGGCCAGAGGAGUAGUGCUCUUAGCAGAAGCGAUGCCAAGAUGAACAAGAUUGUAUGCAAUGUUUCAGGAGUUCCAACUCCUUCUGGAGCACCUUCACACUCUUGGGGCUGGAUGAUAGGGAUGUUAUUGACAGUGGUUAUACCCUUUUGGAGGCACAAAUGGGGGCCCUUGCAAAUAAUUAAAAAUAAGGUGGACAUGGUAAUGAACACAGUUGAAGUAGUGGCGGAGGUGGUCGAAACGGUGGCCCAUAAAGUGGAGGAGGUGGCGGAUGGAAUAGCUGAUAAACUUCCUGAAGAUGGAAAGCUUAAAGCGGCAGUUGAAGCAGUUGAAGCCAUAGCUAAAGAAACAGCCAAAGAUGCUCACAUGGUGGAUAAGCUAAUUGAGAAUGUUGAGGCAGCGGAAGAUAAGGUUGAAGACUUCUUUGAGUCGGCCAUGCAUGGAGCUGGAGAUCAGGGGACCAAAGUCGACGACGAUGGUGGUGAACAAGGAAAUGUAGAAGAAAAGAAAAUCGAAUGAUUUUUGGGAUUGAUUUUUGAAAGCAGAUGAACAUCCUUAUAAAAUCCAGAUGUACAUCUGUAGCUGUACAAAUUAAGGAUCGAGUUGGAUAUUGUAUGAUUGCUUGUAAAAAUUAAAUUCAUUGGUUAUUUCAUUCUUUUUAUAAUAAGAAUAUAAUAUUAUUCAUUUCUAUA
Messenger RNA from Rosa rugosa (rugosa rose), 985 nucleotides. RefSeq lists its product as uncharacterized. Lineage: Eukaryota; Viridiplantae; Streptophyta; Magnoliopsida; Rosales; Rosaceae. The coding region runs from base 129 to 812 and encodes 227 amino acids. The record is from RefSeq and is a predicted model, not a curated record. The transcript has 5 exons.